CUCUCCCCAGCGCGUGUGCGUGCGUGUGUGUAUGUUAUUAUUAUUAUCGCGCUCUCUGCUCCGCAGGCAGAAUGGCUAGAUUCACCCAGACUGAAGCGAGAAGACAUCAGCAGCAACAGCAUCCUCAGCCUGCCCACGCCAGCCUGCUCUUCACUACUGGACCAGGGGCGGUACCGAACCAAGCAGCGGCACCACUGCUCCUGAUCCCGCACCAGCCCCAGUACGCGCACAUCACCUUCCCCAAGCCCAUGAACGGCACGGAGCCUAUCCACUCCGACAACGGCACCAUGAAAGACCAGGAUGCCAUCAAGCUCUUCAUAGGACAGAUUCCGCGCAACCUGGAGGAGAAGGACCUCAAACCUCUUUUCGAACAGUUUGGAAAGAUCCACGAAUUGACUGUCCUUAAGGACCGCUAUACCGGCAUGCAUAAAGGUUGUGCUUUCCUCACCUACUGUGCUCGUGAAUCAGCCAUCAAAGCCCAGAAUGCGUUGCACGAACAGAAGACUCUACCAGGGAUGACACGGCCUAUUCAGGUGAAGCCUGCUGAUAGUGAGAGUCGAGGAGAGGACAGGAAGUUGUUUGUAGGGAUGCUGAAUAAACAACAGACAGAAGAGGAUGUGUACCGCCUUUUUGAGCCCUAUGGAGUUAUUGAAGAGUGCACAGUAUUAAGAGGCCCUGAUGGAAACAGUAAAGGUUGUGCCUUUGUAAAGUUUUCAACACACACUGAAGCUCAGUCAGCUAUCAGCGGGCUACAUGGAAGCCAGACCAUGCCUGGUGCUUCGUCCAGUUUGGUGGUAAAGUUCGCAGACACCGAUAAAGAGAGAACCAUACGGCGCAUGCAACAGAUGGUCGGCCAGUUUGGCAUCUUCAACCCCACUGUGGCCCUGCCUUUCAGCACCUACAGCAGUACCUACAGUACUUACACAAAUGCGUUGAUGCAGCAGCAGGCAGCGAUUAUGGCUGCAUCUCACGGAGGUUAUUUGGCACCCAGUGUGGCAUUUCCCGCGACACAGAUUCACCAGGUGGGGGCGCUCAACAUGAGUGGUUUGCCACCCACCCCCAUGACGCCUGUUUCAGGUUUGAGCUCUCCACCGGCAAAUCUGGCCCCUUCUGCCGUGCCAAGCAUCGUGACGCCUAUAGUUAACGGAUUCAGCGGAAUUCCUCACCAACACAAUGGUCACCCAGUAGAGGCGGUUUACACCAACGGCCUGCCAACAUACUCCACCCAGAGCCCCACCGCAGCAGAUACACUACAGCAGGCCUUCACUGGUGUCCAGCAGUAUACAGCCAUAUAUCCUGCCACAACACUGACCCCUAUAGGUCAAACACUGCCACAACCAGCUCAAAUCAUCCAGCAACAGCAGCAGAGGGAAGGUCCCGAGGGCUGUAAUCUGUUCAUCUAUCACCUACCACAAGAGUUUGGUGAUAACGAGCUGAUGCAGAUGUUUCUUCCGUUCGGUUCAGUCAUCUCAUCAAAGGUGUUCAUGGACCGAGCUACCAAUCAGAGCAAGUGUUUCGGUUUUGUGAGCUUCGAUAAUCCCGCCAGCGCUCAGGCUGCCAUCCAGGCCAUGAACGGCUUUCAGAUCGGCAUGAAACGCUUGAAAGUGCAGCUGAAACGGCCGAAGGACGCUAGCCGUCCAUACUGACGAAAACCAUUGACGCACAUGUGCACUCUCAGCCAUCAGGAGAGCAGGUUUUGAACAGUUGUAGUCUUGACAUUUUGACGGAUGGAAACUUUUCUUGAAAAAUUGACACGAAAAAGACGAAAUAGAAAAACAACACAAAACACAUGAAGAAGUGAAACAAAGCAACAAAAUCGAACGCAAGGGAGUUUUGAGAAACAUAUCGCAUUUAACUUAAACGUGUUUCCACAGCGAUGAAAGAUGAGUGUAACAAGGGACAGUGAUGACAAAUGUGGAGACGGAGACAAAAACAAGCAAACAAAUGAAACUUUUUUUCUCUUUUGAAAAAUGCCACACAUCGAACACUUUGGAAGAGCAGUGCAUCGCUGGGACUUGUAGAGUUCACAAACGACUGACGUAGAAGCAAAAGAACGAUCCACGCACAUAUCAAAAGAUGCUCUUCUGUGGGAACAGAUUACCAUCAGCCAUAGCUUGUACUUCUGUGGAUUAAUGAGGGUUUAGCAUUCAAGAUCCAAGGUAAAACCGUCAUUUGGACGGAUGUAAUUCUCUUUCUUUCUCUCUCUCUCUCUC
Messenger RNA from Myxocyprinus asiaticus (Chinese sucker), 2213 nucleotides. Its product is annotated as CUGBP Elav-like family member 5. NCBI's taxonomy places the organism in Eukaryota, Metazoa, Chordata, Actinopteri, Cypriniformes, Catostomidae. Gene Ontology annotation, biological process: regulation of alternative mRNA splicing, via spliceosome; mRNA splice site recognition. The record is from RefSeq and is a predicted model, not a curated record. Bases 72 to 1646 code for a protein of 524 amino acids. The transcript has 12 exons. Gene Ontology annotation, molecular function: mRNA binding. Gene Ontology annotation, cellular component: ribonucleoprotein complex; nucleus; cytoplasm.